ACAGUGCUGAGAUAAGACUGUGGCUUGUUUUGGAAAUAGAAUAAAGUACCUGGGGUAUUACAGCAGCUGCUGCAUUAUUGGUAUUUUGAAAGCAUCCAUGAGCAGUGGACAAAUGUGGAAAGCUGUGGCUGCUGCACGUCUCUCCUUCAAGCACUGUGCCUGCCCCAGGCUCCACAGGGGUGGCUCUGUGCUACCAAGAGGCUGGUUAUUCCACAGCCAGCUCGGCAAGAGCCUCGGUGGAGGAAUGGUGACCUCUGCAGGUGCCUCAGUCCCGCAGCCACAUCCCCGCACGGGCUCCUUCCACCACGCUCAAGGUGUACUUUGGGUCGCUUUCAUCUUUGGGAAAUUAAAGUAGAGAAAAUUAAAUGUAUAUUUGAUGAUGACAUGGCAACACCAAAUCAGCUCGAGAACACGGGCACGCGUUAAUUUAAGAAAUAAAUGUUCAUCGCUGAGAAGUCAGAAAACAAUACUUCAAAGGACAAAAACUUCAAAGCACCCUAUAACUUCAAAGCACUGCACCAACAGUAAUAAACACUUAGGACGUGUCUGUGAGGUAGAAAAAAAAUUUUCCUUUUCCAAUGCUUGUGUAAACAGGGAACAGGGAUUAAGGGAUUUGCCCAAGGACACAAGUUAGGAGCAAAACUGAGAUUGCAUGUCAGAAAUAACUGACUCAAGUGUCCCAGCUACAGCCAGAUUUAAACAGUUCCCUGCACAGACACCUAUUCAGCAGAGGCCAGAAUUGAUAUCUUUCCUAUCAAGGGCAUCACCUGCCCUUCAAACCUACAAAUUUAGCAAAGCUCACCAUUUUCUUUUCAAAAUAACUGAAUAAAUAGCCUUUUAAAAUAAUCUAAUAAUCCAGUCCUUGGAUACAUGGAGCUAAAGAAGGCAGCAGAAAUAAAAGUGAUCUGUGAAGUACCUCAUGCCCCUGUGACAAAAAAUAAAUAUAAAAGACAACAAAGCAGCCCGAAGAUUUGCCCCUUCCUUCUCUCCAAUUUACUUGUUUUCUUAGACCUCUGGUAAUAAUAAAUAGUGCCAAUUUUAUUUUUAAUGUGGAGUUUACUGCUGAUCUGACAUAUCUGUGGUCUCAUGCACUUAAUUAAAAGAGAAGAGGUGUUGAGCCUUAAUAUUUUUCUCUUCUCUAAAACAUUUACAUGUCAAAUAAAGUGAGUUAGUAAGUGAAAAAGAUACAAACAAAAAAGCAUGCUUCAAAUAGCCAAUUUAGAAUCUCUUUGUGAAGUCACUGUUGGAACAAAGGCUUAAUUCUAAAAGUGGCUAAAAUAAUAAUUUAAAAAUAAGGGCUUUUAAAGCAUAAUUUCUUAAAUCUAUACAACAAGCUUCCAAAACUUUCUUGCCAAAUAUGAUUCUUGUUUUAAGACAGAAUUUCCUCAUAAGUCACAUAUUUACAAUGAGAAAUUUUAAAAAAAUGCAUAAUUAUAUUUUGAGGACUGUGAUUUGCAUCUCAUAACACAUCAUUUGCUGCUCAUUACUUUCCAAAAUAAAGUGAAGUGACUCUGAAAGAGGUGCUGCCUGCAAAUAUUGUUCAAAUGUUCCUCCUCAAGGCCAGGGAGGAGAACUGCACCCUUCCAUCUCUACUAGGACCUGCUGACCAAGGAAAUUCCUGUAUUCACAACACUGGGAAAUUAGUGCCAUACUAAUGGAAUCUUAAAGAAUAUCAUCUUUUUUUAUUCCUUUCAGAAGUUCAAAAAGUUCCUGUGCCAUCUAGAAUAACUCUGCUCAGCAUCCACAUGACAUUUUCCACUGCCAGAGCUCACAACUUUCCUGUGAAGAAUUGUUAUCUUUGUUUUGCACAGGAAGAAUAAUAAGGAAAACAUGAAGAUCCCAUUUCCCCAAACUGAGUGAGGACUGAUUCACUCAAGGCACAGAGAGAUCCUCAGGACUUGGGUCAGUCAAAUCUGAAGACUGAAUAAUUUGCAGCUUACAGGCUGAGCCAGUGGCAGAUUUGGGAACACCAUUCAGUCCACAUGAAACCAUGCUAUGAAUUAACAAUCAUUAACUAAAUGACAAAAGUUUUGCUAUUCUUGGUGUAGUGCCCUUCUUUGCAUUUCAGAGGAAUUACUGGGCUCUUAAAUUGGCUGUCAAAUUUGCUGACUUGGUAACUGGCUGGCUUUCAAAAUAUAUAUUAAAAUUCUUGCCUUUCCCAGCUAUUUCUUCAAUAAAAGUUUUUUUAAAUAGAAUAAAUUUUGCGAUCUUACUUAUAAAGUUAAAGUCAACAGCAAAAAAUUAAAAAUCUUAUCAGUCACCUUGUACAUACUAUUAAAGAAAAUACAUGCAAAGGGAGCAGGACCCAGCAGAAAGGGCACUGAAAUAAGAAACUGAUGGCAAAAUUUCCCAUUUGCUUAAAUAAGGUCAAGCUUUUGGCUUUUCAGCUCAUUUUACCUCCAGAUUUUCCCAAACUCUCUAAUCUCAAUUUCUCUCUCAAUUGGUUUCAAAAUGUGUGGAUAAUUACUAUUUUAUUUCCUUCCCUUCCACAGGGAAUUUAAACACCAAUAAGUUAAAUUAAUUACAGCCAAAGUCCUACAUCCAUAUGGAAGACUACACAGAUUUGAAGCUCUAAUUAUACUUUAAAUAUUGCACACUGAAUCAGAUGCCUUGAUCCACCUCAUGUAAAAGAAUUAACUUCCAGACAGACUCUGGGUUAGAGCAGGAAUGACAAGCUAAAUGGCCUUAAAUAUACCCCUGACUGGAGUUGUAACUCAUAUUAGAAAGGCUGGAUCACUUUUUAUAACCAGCUGCUCAUACAGUUUAUUUUUAUCUAGGCCUUUAUGCUUUUACUUCAUUACAUUACAGGGUUUUCACCUGCAUAGCUGGCAGUGUGCACUCUUUCAUUUCAGAUCAUACAAGGUGUGUGAUCAUGGCAACAGUAACUAUGCUGUGAAUUUUCUUUUGUCAUGUUUAAUUGACUGGUCAUUUAGGAACCAGCUUGGCCAGAGGAACAGAGAAACUCGACUAACAGCUAUCUUCUAUUCAAACACCAGAUUCACAAAAGCAUUUUUUUAAUCCCUAAUUAUGAAUUAAAAAUCUGGAAGAAGCUUUCCAAGUGAAAUAUCUUUACAUAUCACAGACUUUUGUUUUGUUAUUAAGCUGUACUCGUUGCUAAGGAAGAACAGAGAAGAUCAAAGGACUUUUAACAACCAGAAACUCAAAGGUGAGGGAGUUUUGAUUUCUUUAAAGAUUUAUCACUGAUCUACAAUGGUUGUUAGUUCAUAGUUCUAUGAAAAGACUGAAAUUAUGUGAGCCUGCUUUGCUAUUUCCUAUUUAUUUCCGUCAAACAAUACCUCAAUUCACUUUUUGAUUAGCAACAUGAUCAGGCAUUCAAGCAGCCUGUUUACAAACCCAUAUGCAAUUGAAGUCCUAAGGACCAAAAAAGAAGAACUUGUCCAAGGCAUAAAUGACCCAGACCAGCUCCUGCACUGGCUGAUAGAAAAUGGUAUUUUUAGCCCAGAAAAAAAGCUGGUGCUGAGUUUCUACAGGACACGAACAGCAAAGAACUCUCGGGUGUUAGACAUACUCAUUUCUCAAGGUGAACGAGCCUGCAGGCUCUUUUUUUAUCCAUGUUUAAAGCAAGUGGAGCCAAAACUUUACAGCAAGAUAAGAAAAUACGUCAGUGAAGUAAAUGAAAGCAUUGGAGAUGCCAGAAGACAGUUGGUUGGGUAUUUACUUGAAAAAGAUAAAGUGUGGUUUGAAAACAGCAGCGAACAGCACCAGGGGAAUAAAGACAGACCUGGGGAGAAAAAGCACAAAGGGGCUAUUAAGAAGAAAGGAACAGUAACUCCGCUUUCAAGGGCAACAAAGCCUAGAAAAGAUCCUGCUGCUGUUGACAUCUUUGCUGCAGUAGCUAAAGGCUCCCUUCCUGAGCUAAAGAAAACACUGAAGGAUAAUGACCUCAAUGUGCUAAACCCCUCCAGUGAAACACUUCUGCACGUGGCAGCUGCUCAUGGCCAUCUAUCCAUCAUGGCACAUUUGCUCAGCAAAGGUGCAAGGACGGCUGUGAAGGACAGGAAAGGGAGAACAGCCCUGCACAGGGCUGCUGAGAAAGGCCAUGGAGGUGCAGUCAAGCUGCUUCUCCAAGGUGGUGCUUCCACGCACACUCUGGAUAAGGAAGGCAAGACACCACUCCACUGGGCUGCAGAGAACAACCACAGCCACAUUCUGAAGAUGCUCCUGAAAGAAGAGGCAAGGAGCUGCAGGAAUCAGCACACCUUUUUACACAUGGCAGCUCUUAGAGAUGAGAGCAGCCUGGCCAAAAUGCUUUUAGAGGCUGGUGCCUCCACUGAAGCAAGGGAUGAGAGAGGACAGACUGCUCUCAGUUAUGCUGUGUCUCGGGGAUCUGAAAACACUGCAAAAGUACUUCUAGAAGCUGGAGCCACUGUUGAUUCCAACACGGUUGAAAGAGCCUUCAACAGCAACCACCCAUCCAUCUUCAAAAUACUCCUGGAAUAUUCCAAAGAUUUGUCUGUUGACAUAAUGGAGUUAGCUCUUUUCAGAGCUGUAGAGAAGAAUCUGCACAGUGUUGUAGCAGCUUUAAUUGACAGAGGCACAGAUAUCAAUGCCCACAACAAAAAGCGUUACACUCCUUUGCUGCUGGCCUGUGAAAUGGGCAAAGCGGAGUCAGCAGAAGUUCUAAUGGACAAAGGAGCAAACUUGGGAAUACGGACUCCUGCUGCAGACACAGCUCUGCACCUGGCAGUGCGGGCUGGGGCUGCUUCCAUCGCAGGCCUGCUCCUGAGCAAGGGGAUGGACACAAACCUCAGGAACCAGGCUGAGGAAACCCCGCUCCACCUGGCUGCCCUCGGGAACCACGGGGCACUCGUUGGCCUCUUAGUCAGCGCUGGGGCCAGAAUCAACGCUGUCACCAAGGACUCUGCUACUCCCCUGCACAUGGCAAGUCAGAGAGGUCACGCUGAUGCUGCCCAGCAGCUGCUGCACCACAAAGCUCCUGUUAAUGCUCAGGACAAGCAGGCAAAGUCCCCUUUACAUCUGGCUGCUGAGCAGGGACACAAAACACUGGUGGAGAUGCUCCUGAAGGCCAGAGCUGAUCCCAACGCACAGGACAAGGAGAAGAUGACUCCCCUGCACGCUGCAGCUCUGAGGGGACACCUCAGCAUCGUGGAAGCGCUGUUGGCUAAGAAAGGGAGAGCUGGAGCUAAGGACAUGGAUGGAUGCACCCCGCUGCACUAUGCCACCAUGAAAGGAAACGCAGACAUCCUAAAAAUUCUCCUGGCCUCAGGGAAAAAUAAAAACAUCAACGACAGAAACGUCUGGAGGAAGACAGCCCUGCACAUUGCAGCGGAGUGUGGGCACGGGGAGCUGAUAAAUGUCCUGCUGAGGCACGGGGCUGCCAUCAACGCCUCGGACAGCAGCAGGGACACUGCCCUGCACUGCGCCUGCAGGGCUGGCCACCUCAGCGCUGUCAGUGCCCUCCUCAGCUGGGCUCGGGGGGAAAGGGCAAAUUUACUCGCUGUCAACAGCCUCAGAAAGACUCCGCUGCAAGUAGCGGAGUUUAAUAAGACAGAAAACCAGGCUCGAAUUUUAACGCUGUUGAGAAAGAAAAUGUUAAUAACAAAAUGAAGAUGUAAAGGAAAAAACUUUACAUUUAAGUGCAGAAUUCUCUUUGUUGUAAUUUGGAUAGUCCUAAUGUGGAAUAUGGUUGAGAAUUAUGCUUGGGCUGGCAGAAUUAGGUUAGCAAAGAUGAUCUUGGGGAAAAAAGGAUCUUAAAGACACUGUUAAACUUUUAAGUACUCAUUAGUCUUCUGGUUCUCUCAUGAAUCACAUAUUUGGGAUCUAUUUAAAAUGCUCUUGCCUUAUAAACAUUGUGUUUGAACUCUUUUAGUAUAAAUCAAUACAAAGACAGAAAAUACCUUUUCAUAUAUCUGUGAGUAUUAGCCUGUAUGGAUAGCUUAGUUAGGCAUUGUUCGGCAAAAUCACAAGUUAAAAAAACAUCUAUCAUCAAUAGGAAGAUGUCUGUAUUUCCUCAAGGUAUUUCUGAGACUACAACAAUAAUUAACAAUUAUUUUUCUUUCUAUCUUUUGUCAUACCAUUGUCUAGAUUUUGCAUUUUUAAAUAGAGAGAACAAAAACCAUCACAUUUGCCGUUUAUUAAUUUCACUUUUAUUCCAGAACAAAGACAAAAGAUGUAGAAUAAAAAGGUUGCAACAAA
Molecule: messenger RNA, 6177 nt
Organism: Passer domesticus (house sparrow)
Lineage: Eukaryota; Metazoa; Chordata; Aves; Passeriformes; Passeridae
Product: CARD- and ANK-domain containing inflammasome adapter protein-like
Exons: 2
Coding region: 3322-5589 (755 amino acids)
Biological process (GO): regulation of apoptotic process; protein localization to ciliary inversin compartment
Cellular component (GO): ciliary inversin compartment
Molecular function (GO): protein binding
Source: RefSeq, a predicted model, not a curated record